AUGCAUCAGGCUACCCGCGGCGGCAACAUCUCACGUUCAAAUCCAACUCCUGUCGCCCCAAGCAUCACAGCCACCCACACACUUUCACCCGACCUUAGCCCUGGAUUCGAUGGUCAGGCUCUACACAGUCUUUGGAGCCCUCAUGUUCGCUCUCCUGCUCCGAAACCGAACGUGCUGGUGAAGAACAAGAAGCAUUGUCAACAAGAGUCCUUGGGGAGCAAUAGAGACAGUUCCACGACCCAAAAGAUUAUCCACAGGUUUAGAGGUAUGGCAAAGCCAGCUUCCAAACUGGUACAUCCUCGAGGCUUGCGGCAUCCAGUCAUCCAGCCGGUCAUGAACCAUCCUCUCGGCCCGCCCUCCCCCGUGAUCUCGCAAGACAUAAGCCCCCAGCGUCUUCCUGACAAGAAGAAACUCGAGGAGCAGCUUGUUUGGGGCCACAUAUCAGACAAACAGAGGGUUCUGACGGUGGAAAAGGCCGCUGCAGCAAAAAUUUACCUUGAAACGUAUUACAAGGAGGUACUCAGGGAUGAUUUGACACCCCGCGAACUGCGCAUGGCCCGGUUCCGACACGACAUUCACCACCUGGAUCAAUGGGAGAAGGAGGAGUAUUGGAAAUGGUACCUCAAAACAGAGACUGAUCACCUUCGCAAGCAAAGAGUCGACAAAGCCUAUACUCGAGGCUCAGACCUGGAAAACCUGGAGACGCUCCAAAUACUCGGAAAAGGGAGCUUCGGUGUUGUAAAGCUCGUUUGGGACCGUUCACACCGGCACGUUUACGCCAUGAAGGUCAUCCGAAAGUCGGACAUGAUUCGGAGCUGCCAAGAAGGGCACUUGCGAGCAGAACGGGACUUCCUGGCUGCCUCCGAGAACUCUCAAUGGAUUGUAUCUCUGAUAGCCAGUUUCCAAGAUCCUACCAACCUCUACCUUCUGAUGGACUACAUGCCCGGGGGUGACUUUCUCGGCUUGCUCAUCCGCGAGAACAUUCUAACAGAGUCAAGGACUCGCUUCUAUAUCGCAGAGAUGAUUUUAUGCGUCGAAGAGGCACACAAGCUUGGUUGCAUACACCGUGACGUCAAGCCAGACAACUUUCUCAUCGGCGCUGACGGUCACUUGAAGAUCUCGGACUUCGGGCUGGCCUUCGACGACCACUGGUCUCACGAUACUUCCUAUUACAAAUGGCAUAGGCAGUGGCUGCUUUCUCUUAUGGGUGUCAGGCUUGACGGAGAUCGCGAAGACCGCAAAGCGGCCCGCGGUGGGGGCUACCCGCAGCGGCCAUCAUCUCCAGCGGGAUCCUCAAAGCAUGCCCCUCCAUUUAACAUCGUUCAGUCCAACGCACUUUACAGUCCACCGAAUUACCAAACAACCCUAGUGUUCCCCGUUGAUGGAGUCCAAGUCUCAAAGAUGUGCCAGCAUUUGAUCAGGAACUUGCUUCAAGACAAGAGAGAUCGUCUCUCAUCGCCAAAGUACCGUGAUCAGGACGAAAGAAGAGCCCGACAACAGCUUCUGGGUCAUCCGGAAACCUCACGGAACUACGUUUUCCCCAAUGAUGCAAACGAGAUCAAGGCACAUCCAUGGUUUCGGGGCGUUCCAUGGGAGAAGAUGCGUUUCGUCCAGCCGGAGUGGAUCCCAAAUAUCAAAAGCUUUGCCGACGCCCACUACUUUAAAGAAGACGAGUCGAUCAGUGACUGGUCCGAGUCGGUAGACUCGGACAUAGGAGAAGGACGAGAAGAUCCCGCAGAUUUCGACUUCAGAUUUUUGCAAGUCGGAUUUGAACACGACGUACAGGCUCUGAUCAAUGAUUUUACAGCCAGGCCCUAUGAUUCGACGAGGCUCAAACGGUUUGACCGUGACAUUGAAAACCACUCGGAGCUGGAAGACAUUCAGAAGGAAUAUCUGAAAUGUUACGCCAGACGAGCCGGUCAAAAGGAACGCAAACGCCCAAGAGACAAGUUACUCAGGGAUCCCUGGGUAAAGGACGAGGUUCUUCAAAUGAGAAAGCAGACAUCGUUCUUGGGAUAUUCAUGGCGGUGCAAAAGCCCGCUACGCCGUCAGGGCGUUCAUGAACACCUUCCUACAUUUUCCUAA
Colletotrichum graminicola M1.001 is the source of this 2085-nucleotide messenger RNA. RefSeq lists its product as uncharacterized. The record is from RefSeq and is a predicted model, not a curated record. Lineage: Eukaryota; Fungi; Ascomycota; Sordariomycetes; Glomerellales; Glomerellaceae. Gene Ontology annotation, molecular function: ATP binding; protein serine/threonine kinase activity. The transcript is spliced from 5 exons. Gene Ontology annotation, biological process: peptidyl-serine phosphorylation; intracellular signal transduction. The coding region runs from base 1 to 2085 and encodes 694 amino acids.